This is a messenger RNA of Anoplophora glabripennis (Asian longhorned beetle), 409 nucleotides long. RefSeq lists its product as uncharacterized. NCBI's taxonomy places the organism in Eukaryota, Metazoa, Arthropoda, Insecta, Coleoptera, Cerambycidae. The transcript is spliced from 2 exons. The coding region runs from base 88 to 345 and encodes 85 amino acids. The record is from RefSeq and is a predicted model, not a curated record.
UGCCAUCUGCUACCAUAUAAUCGCAGAGUACGAAACAGUUAACCUUAACCUGUACAUUUUUUACGUAACUGUCAACAAAAAUUUCAAAUGCCUUCAAAAACUAUAGAAAAUAUUCCCAAACUUGAUAACAAUUUAGAACCGCACCAGGAUGAAUUUCAGCAGCUAGGAGAACUGGCAGGAAUUUAUAUGGACCAUAAAGUAUUCAGAAUCCUUAUUGAAUUGCUGAACAUGGGCAUUGAUCCAGAUACUAUUUACAAUCUACUAAAAACCAUCAAGCGAUCAAGAAAUCCAAAAUCUCGAUCUUCGGUAACAUCUCAAAAAUCUUCAUCAAGAAGUAAAAACUAGAAGUUGUUCCUACCUCCUUUUGAUGUAAUACUGUCUAUGAAUUUAUUAUAACAUGUAAUCUACA